GCCGCUGAGGGUUGGGGCUUUUUUUUUUUUUCCUUCGCCUCCUCGCUGCCGCUGUUGACUGAUGUUCUGAGGGGAGAAGCGGCGGCGGCUGGUCCUUCUUCUUCCCGCUUUCCUCUCUCGCCCCGCUUCCCCAUCCUUCCCGGGCCGGCCCCGGAGUUGCGGGGCGGGGGGUGGGUCGGGGGUCGGGGGGGAGAGCGAGCUUCCUUCGCCAUGACCACCAGCACCACCGGCUCCACGCUGCUGCAGCCGCUCAGCAACGCCGUUCGGCUGCCCAUAGACCAGGUCAACUUUGUAGUGUGCCAGCUCUUUGCUUUGCUUGCUGCUAUCUGGUUUCGAACUUACCUUCAUUCAAGCAAAACUAGUCCAUUUAUAAGGCAUGUUGUUGCCACCCUUUUGGGCCUUUAUCUUGCACUUUUUUGUUUUGGAUGGUAUGCCUUACAUUUUGUUAUACAAAGUGGAAUUUCCUACUAUAUCAUGAUCAUUAUAGGAGUGGAAAAUAUGCACAAAUAUUGUUUUGUUUUUGCUUUGGGAUACCUCACUGUGUGCCAAAUUUCUAGAGUCUAUAUCUUUGAUUACGGACAAUAUUCUGCUGAUUUUUCUGGCCCAAUGAUGAUAAUUACACAGAAAAUCACAAGCUUGGCGUAUGAAAUUCAUGAUGGAAUGUUUCGAAAAGAGGAAGAACUGACACAAUCACAGCGAUGCUUAGCUGUGAGGCGCAUGCCAAGUCUGCUGGAGUAUUUAAGUUACAACUGUAAUUUCAUGGGUAUCCUGGCAGGCCCAUUAUGCUCUUAUAAAGACUAUAUUACUUUCAUUGAAGGCAGAUCAUACCAACUGACACAGUCUGAAGCAAAUGGGAAAGAAGAGAUAAAAUAUGAACAAACAGAUCCCUCUCCAAAUACAGCUGUGGCGCAGAAACUCAUAGUGUGCGGACUAUCCUUGUUGUUUCAUAUGACUGUUAGCAAAACUUUGCCUGUAGAGUACAACAUCGAUGAACAUUUCCAAGCAACAGCUUCGCUGCCUACAAGGGUUAUCUACUUGUACCUGUCUCUUAUGGCUGCCAGACCUAAAUACUACUUUGCGUGGACGUUGGCAGAUGCAAUUAAUAAUGCAGCUGGGUUUGGAUUUAGAGGAUAUGACAAAAAUGGGCUCUCGCACUGGGAUUCAAUUUCAAAUCUAAGAAUUCUUCACAUAGAGUUCUCAACAAGUUUCAAGAUGUUUCUUGAUAACUGGAAUAUCCAGACAGCUCUUUGGCUGAAAAGAGUAUGUUAUGAACGGGCCUCCUUCAGUCCAACAAUACAAACCUUUAUCUUGUCAGCCAUUUGGCAUGGGGUAUAUCCAGGAUAUUAUUUAACAUUCUUAACAGGAGUACUAAUGACAAUGGCAGCACGAACUAUUAGAAAGAACAUUAGGCACUACUUCAUUGACUCCCCAGCCAUUAAAUUAUGUUAUGAUAUCAUGACAUGGAUGAUGACUCAAGUAGCAAUAAGUUACACGGUGGUCCCAUUUGUACUUCUCUCCGUAAAACCAUCGUACCUGUUUUACAGUUCCUGUUACUUCUGCCUCCACAUAGCCUGCAUUUUAGUACUGUUGAUAUCUCCGUUGAAAAGAACUCAAAAAGGAAAUAAAGAGCAAGAAAGCAUCCAGCCCUCUUGGUCCAAAAAGCAGGGUCAACCAGGAGGAGGAAGAGAGGAGGAAGAAGAAAAAGGCGUCAUGGGACAUAACAGUUACUCCACGGCAAAUAGUUUCAAUCAGAAAAGAGAAAUCACCUGCAGAAAUACAACACUGAAGCAAUGAUUAGGAGAUGCUAUGAUGGAUAUAUUUUAUAUUUCGAAACCCGUUUAUAGCACCUUUUAAAAGGGGUUGUUGUAUUUGUCUGGAAAAGAUGGGUUAGUAAGGAAAGAAUGCUAUAUAUCCCUAGGGAAUAUUGAAUACACUAGUAAGAAUGGAAACAAAGCAAAUUAACCUCUCCCGUGCCAUGUUCCUGUGGAUCAUGCCUUAUGUGAAAAUAUUACCAUUAUUUCAAUGGGCACUCAGGACUUGCAGCAUAUGUCCAUUGGGUCAUAGGUGUGCCCCUUUGCUGAAUGUAUGUUGCGCAUCUCAAGGCACUUACGGGGAUGGUGGGUCAUUGUGUCAAUUCAGAGUAACAGAAGGAAAAUAUCUUUAACAAGCAAAUGCCUUGCCUUAAACCCUCUAUCUACUGAAAUAAUGUUUCUAAGUGGUAUUUUCAUAAUAUGUGGGAAGCAUAGUUCAAAUAUGGGGUUUUUUUUGGGGGGAAACAGAGAAAUGGAAGUAGGAAGUCAAUUAUAGCAUCUGAUAAGAAGGAAUUGCAAUAAGCAUCUCAGUAUUUGGAGGGUUUUCUUAGUAUAUCAAAUUCAUGCAGUUCAGGACUGCAAACAAUUGCCAAUGCAGAAGUGGUUCAUUUGAUCAACACUCAUUAUAAGAACUCUUGGCAAAUUUCUUUUUUAAAAUCAAAAUUCACCCUUUUCAGGGUGAAAUGCUCUAGUUUUAUGGGUUCUUUUCUUUUUUGCUCUAUCAGUAUAUAUGAGUUUUGCAACUAGAUACAAAAUGGCAGCCAUAAUAAGACACUCACAGAGUUUCUGUUAAAGCCACAACUUUCCAGUAAAACUCAUCCUUUUUUGUCAUGUAAAAAUAAGAGUGACCUUAAGAUAAAGUCACUUGGAAAUUUUUGUCAGAGAUGUAAAAAAAAAUUUAAAAAAUAGUGUGAGAAAGUGCUUAUGAUAUAAGUAUAGCCAGAUUAUAUUAUGGUUAUAAUUCAGUUUAUAUUAAACAAAGAGUGAAAUUGUUAAAUAGGUAUUGUCUAGCUCAUCUUUGACAUUAUAUAUCCUGUAACACUGGAGAACCUGUGAUUUAGGAAAUCCCUAAACCAGGAUUUCAUUCAUGGAGGGUCAUACUGUACUUUUUGAUAAAAUAUUCCCAACUGUUCUGUUCUCUAACAAUUUUAUUUUGAAACUAUAUCAAAGGAGUUGAUACAUAUUAAUCACUUUCUGGUGAACAUUAACAACUGCUAAAGAAUUGAAGUACUAAAGGGCUAUAAUUUUUAUUUUUCUUCUUUGCAUACCAUUUUCUUCGUCUUUAGUAAACGGGAACCAUUUUAACAUUUAAAAUGUAAAGGAAGUGCCACAGCAAAAGUAAUGAAAAUCAGGACUGAAUUGUUUCUAAAACAAUUUUAUUUCCAAUAAUAUUGUAUCUCAGUAAUAGGAACCUGUGGCCCUUCAGAUCUUGUCGGACUACAACUCCCAUCAGCCAUUUGCUAUGCUGGCUGGGACAGAUGAUAUAUGCGGUCAGAUGUUGUUGGACUCCCAAGUUCCUCAUCCCUCCCCUAAUACAGUAUAUAGCAGCUGACUGAAUAUUUUAAGUGAGCAGAGAAAGGUAAAAUUAGCUCUUUGCUGUUAGGGAUGUAGAAAACAAAUGCAUUUUCCACAUGUAGAAAUCUCAAAGCAUCGUAAUCCGCACAGAUUCAUGUUAGAAUCAAGAGUAAGAAAUAGGAUAUAUUUCUUGUUUAGAGUGUUCCACUUCUUUUCAUGGUCUGCCUCCUUGAUAUCCCGGGAUAGUUAGAGACAGUUGCAUUCUGUCUAAGGAAACUGCAAACUAACGCAUGUUGUUGAUCUCAUUGUUAGAACGGAAACGCAGAAUGGAAUAU
Podarcis raffonei (Aeolian wall lizard) is the source of this 3661-nucleotide messenger RNA. It is a transcript of the gene MBOAT2, whose product is annotated as membrane bound O-acyltransferase domain containing 2. Bases 211 to 1794 code for a protein of 527 amino acids. The transcript is spliced from 13 exons. Gene Ontology annotation, molecular function: acyltransferase activity. Gene Ontology annotation, cellular component: membrane. NCBI's taxonomy places the organism in Eukaryota, Metazoa, Chordata, Lepidosauria, Squamata, Lacertidae. The record is from RefSeq and is a predicted model, not a curated record. Gene Ontology annotation, biological process: lipid modification.